UUAAAUAUAGUAAUAUAAUGAAACUUUUUUUCAUAUGUCGUAAGAAAGUCGUAGGAAAUUAUUAGUUAUCCAAAGUAAUGCAAUGAUUCAUAAGGGGUAUAUUUGAAAUGAAUCUCUAUCGUUUUUGUUAGUUGACACGCAGCAAUCCUGACGCAAAGUUGUAGAUGCGACUUUAUGUACCUUACGGAUAAAUCGAUGGUCCGACGGCCGAUAGUCCGUGCUAAGCAGGAAAAAGGGAUUCAUGAGAGAUUCGUUGGGUACCGCAUAUAAUAUUCAUAAGCAAACCAUCGUGCCAUCGGCAUCGGCGCAGGCGUGAGCAUCGUCGCUUUAUUGUGCCAUGUCGUUCAUAUCAUAUUGUACUGGUACCUGGUGCCCGAAACGGGACAAGUCCCUCUCGUUCAUUCGUGCGACCUUAAUCAAUUUCGCUAUGUUAACAAGAACAUCGUUCUUAUUGAUUCUCAUUUUCUUUCUGCCAUUUGUGAUUUGUCAAACGCCAAUGGAGUUGAUGGUUGUGAUAGAAGAAGCCGAUUCAUCUAUUUUGAGUAUAUUAAACGACGCGGUUCCCGAGGCAGAACGAAAUUUCGCUAAUGACAUGAUUACCGUUCACGUUUCUACCGUUACAGUGAAUCGCGAGAAUGUAGAUGCAAGUUUCGAAAAAGUCUGCGCCGUUUUGUACAAAGGAAUAAGUAUCAUAUUGGACAUGACGUGGACCGGUUGGGACAAGCUACGAAAUGUCGCGGACGAGAGAGGAAUAAUAUAUAAACGUGGUGACUGCAGCAUAAGUCCCUAUGUUCAAGCGAUUGAUGAUCUUUUGAUUAUGAAAAACGCAACGGACGUUGGUUUGAUUUUUGAAGAUGAAAGAGAGUUAAAUCAGAGCCUUUAUUAUCUUAUCGGAAAUUCGAUAAUUAGAUUAGUGGUCAUAGACGAAUUGACAGAAAGAACUGUGACGAAAGUACGAAGUAUGAGACCAUCACCAUCUUAUUAUGCUAUUUAUGCUAGUACAGCGAAAAUGGAAGAACUGUUUAAAACGGCCAUUGGAGGAGGACUUGUUAGACGAGACGGUAUUUGGAAUUUAGUAUUUACAGACAAUAAUUUUCAUGAAUUUCGAUAUAUUACCGGUGAUCUUCAGCUAAAUGUUUCAUUCACUAUUCUUAGUAUGAAGACUGACAUUUGUUGUCGUUUAAUGGGCGACGUGACCUGCAGUUGUCCUUCAAAUUUCAAGAUAUUCCCAUACUAUUUCAAACGUUUGAUCGGCUUGAUCGUAAGUUUGAUGAGCGAUGUUCAACGAUCGGGUAUAAGUGUAGCUCCAAAGACAGGCCAAUGCGAUAAACCUGUUAGUCCUACUUCAGUUUCGAACAUUACAGCAGAAACAUUUAAUAAAAUUUUAAUGACAAGAUUGGACAGUAAUGAUACUUUCGAAUAUUGGUCAGAGAAGGCGAUGAUCACUUACAAGGCGGAGAUUGAGUUGCAAGUGGUUAAUCGUGGCUAUGUAGAUGUGCUCGCAACUUGGACGAGACGUACAAAAAUUAAAGAAGCGGACGGCAGGAAAAUAGAACCAGCCAGGCGAUUCUUCCGGAUUGGAACCGCACCAGCGGUUCCUUGGUCUGUAACUAAGAAAGAUCCAGUGACUGGUCUAGAAAUUCGCAACGAGGAUGGAAAGGAAAUCUGGGAAGGUUACUGUAUAGAUUUUGUGCAAAAAUUAUCUGACGAGAUGCAGUUCGAUUAUGAUCUUAUUAUUCCUGAAGAUCAAGAAUUUGGCAAAAAAUUACCUAAUGGUGAAUGGACCGGUCUGAUAGGUGAUCUCGCUAGAGGAGAAACUGAUAUUGCUGUAGCGGCAUUAACAAUGACAUCGGAACGAGAAGAAGUUAUUGACUUCGUUGCGCCCUAUUUUGAACAAUCCGGUAUACUAAUCGUAAUGAGAAAGCCAGUCCGUAAAACAUCCCUAUUUAAGUUUAUGACGGUACUGAGACUUGAAGUCUGGCUUAGUAUAGUCGGAGCUUUAACUUUGACCGGUGUUAUGAUUUGGAUAUUAGAUAAAUAUUCACCGUACAGCGCGAGAAACAAUAAACGGCUUUAUCCCUAUCCUUGUCGAGAAUUUACAUUGAAAGAAAGCUUUUGGUUCGCACUGACAUCUUUUACGCCGCAGGGUGGUGGCGAAGCUCCAAAAGCAUUAUCAAGCAGGACGCUGGUUGCAGCUUACUGGUUAUUCGUUGUAUUAAUGUUAGCGACUUUUACUGCAAAUUUAGCAGCUUUUCUUACUGUGGAAAGAAUGCAGUCACCUGUGCAAUCGUUGGAACAAUUGGCAAGACAAUCACGCAUAAAUUAUACUGUUUUGGCUAAUUCUAGUGCUCAUCAGUAUUUUAGAAACAUGAAAAAUGCCGAGGAUAAGCUCUAUACAGUAUGGAAAGAAAUUACAUUAAAUAGCACUAGCGAUCAAGUGGAAUAUCGCGUCUGGGAUUAUCCGAUAAAGGAACAAUAUGGUCACAUUCUGCAGGCUAUCACUCAAGUUGGACCAGUCAAGACUACUGAAGAAGGUUUCAAGAAGGUGAUAGAAAGCGAAAAUGCCGAGUUUGCAUUUAUUCAUGAUUCGUCGGAGAUAAAAUACGAGGUGACGAAGAACUGUAAUUUAACGGAAGUAGGCGAUGUAUUUGCUGAGCAACCGUACGCUAUUGCCGUGCAACAAGGCAGCCAUUUGCAGGAAGAAAUAAGCAGAAAGAUACUCGAUUUACAGAAAGACAGAUAUUUUGAGACAUUGGCAGCUAAGUAUUGGAAUCAGACGUUGAAAUCUCAAUGUCCAAAUUCCGAUGACAAUGAGGGAAUUACAUUAGAGAGUUUAGGAGGUGUAUUUAUUGCGACAUUGUUUGGACUGGCAUUGGCGAUGAUCACUUUAGCCGGUGAAGUUCUCUACUAUCGUAAACGCGGCGUUUCGCAGAAAGGAAAGCCAAACGACAAGAAAACCAUUAAAGAUAUCGAGAACGACAAGAUCAUUAUGCAAAAAAUCGCAUCAAAACUUCGAAUGAAACCCGCGCCUACUGAUGCAGUUUUUGGCAAACAAUUUAGUCAGCCGCCGCGUGUUUCACAUAUUUCUGUUUACCCACGACAUUUUCCUAAAGAGUAAACCAAAUUUUUAACGACGAUUUAUUAUAUUACGGACUUGCAAAUUAUUUCUGGUUAAUCGCUAUGUAUUUUUCAAAGUUUUCUCCUUUUCAAUCACUUAUAAUAUUUAGAAUUUAUCACAAAAGUCAAUAAGUAGAGUUUAAGAUGAAUUAAAGUCACAUUAUGAUUAGUGUAAUUGUCAAAAGUUAGUCAAUAUUGUGUUUUUAUUAUUAUACAUCGAGAGAAGAAGUUGUUAACUGGAUUAAAUUCCUUCAGUUUAAGUAUUAUUUAAGUUAAAUAUAUAAAUAUAUAAAUACUUGAACUGAAUAUUGUUUUAACGAAGUUAAAAAAUUUAGUCAAGUUAAUAACUUUUUUCUCAAUAAAGCCAUUAUUAAUUAAUAAAAUAUUGCGCAGAAAAUUAAAUUUAAUUAAUUGAAUAUAUUUGUCUUAUUGUAUGAAAAUUUUAAAAAUUAUGUUUAUAUAAAUUUUUCGGAAACUGUUCCAAUGCACUGAUUCAUAAAUAUCAUACUUUGUUAUAUUAAAAUAGUUUAAUAUAAGUUAUUUGUCACAAAUUAUAUAAUGUUAAAUUAGUCCAUGUUUUUAAUUGAAUAUAUACAUUUACUAAAAAGAAA
Molecule: messenger RNA, 3728 nt
Organism: Solenopsis invicta (red fire ant)
Lineage: Eukaryota; Metazoa; Arthropoda; Insecta; Hymenoptera; Formicidae
Gene: Ir8a
Product: glutamate receptor 4
Biological process (GO): monoatomic ion transport; modulation of chemical synaptic transmission; synaptic transmission, glutamatergic
Cellular component (GO): plasma membrane; postsynaptic membrane
Molecular function (GO): transmitter-gated monoatomic ion channel activity involved in regulation of postsynaptic membrane potential; glutamate-gated receptor activity
Source: RefSeq, a predicted model, not a curated record